Aedes aegypti (yellow fever mosquito) is the source of this 1887-nucleotide messenger RNA. Its product is annotated as probable cytochrome P450 9f2. The coding region runs from base 133 to 1749 and encodes 538 amino acids. The transcript has 2 exons. Gene Ontology annotation, molecular function: iron ion binding; oxidoreductase activity, acting on paired donors, with incorporation or reduction of molecular oxygen; monooxygenase activity. The record is from RefSeq and is a predicted model, not a curated record. Lineage: Eukaryota; Metazoa; Arthropoda; Insecta; Diptera; Culicidae.
UCAUUCCAAUCCAUUGCAGUAUUCUGAGCGACAUCGUUCAGUUCAGUUCAAUCCAUAGCGAAGCAGCAACUGAGGUUCACAGAGAUUUAUACUGUGGCGACGUAGUUAUCGGUCUACUUGGACCAAUCGGAAAUGUUGGAAGUGAAUUUGUUUGCGGCAAUCGCCGUCGGAGCACUCAUCCUAGCGGUUUACCAUCACAUAUCGAAGCGCUAUCAGUACUUCCUGUCGAAACCGGUACCAUGCAUGAAGCCGACAUUCCUGGUGGGCAACAGUGGUCCAAUGUUGACCCGAAAAAAGGACAUAGCCAGUCAUAUUCGGACGAUGUACGACACCUAUCCGGACGCCAAGAUGAUAGGUUUCUACGACUUGACGAAGCCAGUCUACCUGGUCCGUGAUCCGGAGGUCGUCAAAACGAUGACGGUGAAGGAUUUUGAACAUUUCACCGAUCAUACACCGACGAUGACGGGGACUGGUGAAGAGGUCAGCGAAAAGUCCCUGUUCGGCAACUCGCUCUUCGCGCUACGGGGACAGAAGUGGAGGGAUAUGCGCUCGACGUUGAGUCCGGCGUUUACCGGCAGCAAGAUGCGGCACAUGUUCGAGCUGGUGGUGGAGUGCGGUCAAUCUAUGGCGGAAUUUUUGAUUUCGGAAGCGAAGGCCGGGAAAAGGUUGGAGUUUGAGAUGAAGGACACCUUUACGCGGUUCGGAAACGAUGUGAUCGCGACGGUAGCGUUCGGGAUCAAGGUGGACUCGAUGCGCGAUCGCGAAAAUGAGUUCUACAUGAAGGGGAAGCAGUUGCUGAACUUCCAGAGGUUCACGCUGAUGAUCAAGUUUUUGCUGAUGCGAGCAAUGCCUGCUUUGGCGGAGAAAUUGGGGGCCGAUUUUGUGGAUGCGGAAGCAGGGAAGUACUUCACGGGAGUGAUCAUGGAAAAUAUGAAGCAGCGGAAGGCACAUGGAAUUGUGAGGAACGAUAUGAUCCACAUGCUGAUGGAGGUUCGUAAGGGAGCAUUGAAGCAUGAGAAGGGUGAACAAGAAACGAAGGACGCGGGAUUUGCAACGGUGGAAGAAUCGCAAGUCGGAAAAACGACGCAUUCGAGAAUUUGGAAGGACAAUGAACUGGUGGCGCAGUGUUUCAUCUUCUUUUUGGCGGGAUUCGAUACCUUGUCAACGGGGUUGACCUUCUUGACAUACGAGUUGGCCCUGAAUCCGGAGAUUCAGCAGCGUCUAUACGAAGAAGUUAUGGAGACAGAAUCGAACCUUGAUGGAAAGCCUCUGACGUACGAAGUGUUGCAGCAGAUGAAAUACAUGGACAUGGUCAUAUCUGAGAGUUUGCGCAAAUGGCCACCGGGCAUUGUAGCGGACCGUUACUGUACCAAGGACUAUCAGUUCAAAGACGGUCCAGGAUCAUUCCUGAUCGAAAAGGGAACCUCGCUCUGGAUCCCCACGAUUGCCAUACACAACGAUCCCCGAUACUAUCCCAAUCCGGACAAAUUCGAUCCGGAGCGGUUCAGCGACGAGAACAAAUCGAAGAUCAACCCGGCCGCUUAUAUUCCGUUCGGAGUUGGACCGAGAAAUUGCAUUGGAUCGCGGCUGGCGCUGAUGGAAAUGAAAUCCGUUGUGUAUUAUUUGCUGCGUGAGUUUAGCUUCGAACCUACGGAGAAGACGCAGAUUCCUCUGAAGUUGACCAUGAGUGGGUUCACCCUGCAGGGUGAAAAGGGUGUUUGGCUGGAGUUUAAACCGAGGUCGAUUUAAGAAAAAUGAAUAUGGUAUUUUUUUUAACUUACAUGUCUUAUUUUAAUAUGAUAAAAAUAAAACUUCAAUAAAAAAAUUACAUUAAGAGUUGUUUAAGCAUUCCAGAUACUCAGAAAGAUUGACAUAUGUCAUAUUUGA